Messenger RNA from Lutra lutra (Eurasian river otter), 3257 nucleotides. RefSeq names its product negative regulator of ubiquitin like proteins 1 (gene NUB1). The record is from RefSeq and is a predicted model, not a curated record. Lineage: Eukaryota; Metazoa; Chordata; Mammalia; Carnivora; Mustelidae. Gene Ontology annotation, molecular function: protein binding. The transcript is spliced from 15 exons. Gene Ontology annotation, biological process: regulation of ubiquitin-dependent protein catabolic process. Bases 159 to 2003 code for a protein of 614 amino acids.
GCGGGCCUCCCCGGCGCUGUCUGGUGCCCCGGUUCCCGGCACGACCCCGACGCAUCCCCUUCCCGGGACGGGGCGCGGCCACAGCGGCGGGCGGUGGGCGGCGAGCGCAGAGGCUGCCUGGGGCUUGGGGACGCGCCGACGGUUCGCGCGGCCCUAGAAUGGCGCAAAAGAAAUAUCUCCAAGCAAAAUUGACCCAGUUCUUAAGGGAAGACAGAAUUCAACUUUGGAAACCUCCAUAUACAGAUGAAAAUAAAGAAGGCGGUUUGGCAUUGAAGGACCUUGCUAAGAAGUACUCUGACAGGCUAGAAUGUUGUGAAAAUGAAGUAGAGAAGAUAAUCGAAGAAAUACGUUGCAAAGCAAUCGAGCGUGGCACAGGAAAUGAAAAUUAUAAAACAACAGGAAUUGCUACAAUUGAGGUCUUUUUGCCUCCACGGCUAAGAAAAGAUAGGAAAAACCUGUUGGAGACGCGGCUGCACAUCACUGGCAGAGAACUGAGGUCGAAAAUUGCUGAAACCUUUGGAUUUCAAGAAAAUUACAUCAAAAUUGUCAUAAACAAGAAACAGCUUCAACUCGGGAAAACCCUUGAGGAACAAGGCGUGACGCACAACGUGAAGGCCAUGGUGCUUGAACUCAAACAGUCCGAAGAGGAUGUGAGGAAACACUUCCAGGUUGAGGAGGAAGAGCAAAAUGAAGCUGAGCUCAAGGAAAAAAGGAUCCAGAGGACCAAGAGAGGCCUGGAGAUACUGGCGGAGAGAGCUGAGAUGGUGGUGGAUCCAGAAACCACACCGUAUUUAGACAUAGCCAACCAGACGGGCAGAUCAAUCAGAAUUCCUCCGUCAGAAAGAAAGGCCCUUAUGUUAGCUAUGGGAUAUCAUGAGAAGGGCAGAGCUUUCCUGAAAAGAAAAGAAUAUGGAAUAGCCUUGCCAUGUCUGUUGGAUGCUGACAAAUAUUUCUGCGAGUGUUGCAGGGAGCUGCUGGACACCGUGGACAACUACGCCGUGCUGCAGCUGGACAUCGUGUGGUGCUACUUCCGCCUGGAACAGCUGGAAUGCCUUGACGAUGCAGAAAAGAAAUUAAACUUGGCUCAGAAAUGCUUUAAGAAUUGUUACGGAGAAAACCACCAGAGACUGGUCCACAUAAAAGGGAACUGUGGGAAAGAGAAGGUAUUGUUUUUAAGACUUUACUUGCUUCAAGGUAUCCGAAAUUAUCACAGUGGAAAUGGCGAAGAGGCUCGUGACUAUCUCAACAAGGCGCGCCAGCUCUUUAAAGAGCUCUAUAUCGAUCCGUCGAAAGUUCACAAUCUGUUGCAGUUGGGGUUUACUGCCCAGGAAGCCCGGCUUGGCCUCAGGGCCUGUGACGGGAACGUGGACCACGCGGCAGCCCACAUCACCAACCGCAGAGAGGAAUUGGCCCAAAUAAGGAAAGAGGAAAAAGAAAAGAAAAGACGCCGGCUGGAGAGUAUCAACUCUUUGAAAGGAAUGGGCUACUCCACUCACGCGGCCAAGCAGGCCCUGCAUCAGGCCGGCGGGAACCUGGAUGAAGCCCUGAAGAUUCUUCUCAGUAAUCCUCAGAUGUGGUGGUUAAAUGAUUCAGAUCCUGAAACCAGCAGCCAUCAAGAAAGUCCUUCCCAGGAAAACAUCGAGCAGCUGGUGUACAUGGGCUUCGACGCGGUGGCGGCUGACGCUGCCCUGAGAGUGUUCAGGGGGAACGUGCAGCUGGCGGCCCAGACCCUGGCCCACAAUGGGGGGAGUCUUCCUCGGGACCUGCAGCUCGCGGCCGAAGACGCUUCCUCCACGCCGUCCACGUCCCCUUCCGACUCCGCGGGUACCUCCAGUGCCUCAACAGAUGAAGAUAUGGAGACAGAAGCCGUCAAUGAAAUAUUGGAAGAUAUUCCGGAACACGAAGAAGAUUACCUUGACUCAACUCUGGAAGACGAAGAAAUAAUUAUUGCAGAGUACUUAUCCUAUGUAGAAAACAUAAAGUCGGCAACAAGGAAAAACUGAAUAAUGAGCAGAAAUACGUACUGAGUUUCUGCUUAUAAAUUCUAUCAUUAUGAAAAGUCGAAUGCAGGUCUUUUUUUCCUUCUUUGUAUCUGAUUUUGCUGCAGGAAUGCUUCCUCCCUGGGUGUAGGAGGGGCAGCGGGGAGCAGGGGCUGCUCUGAGGGUGAGGCGGGCUGGGGAGGGACAGGUGCGGGUUCCUAAUGCUGAGCCUGGGGAAGGCGCUGCCUCUGGCCUGGUCCUCCUCCUCCUGGCAGCCUUCCGGCCUUCAGAUGCUGCAGCCCUAACCUGUUCUUCUCCUCUGCUUGGUUUCUUUUUACCGAGAAAUGGGAAGGGCAGUUACUUCUGGAGCGUAGGUGGCCCCUGGGGAGGGUCUCCAGGAGGAGCUAAUGGGGGGGAAGCAUCCAUCCAUCUCUUCACUUUGCCAGCUCUCCUGCCCCGCCGAGCUCACUGCUGGCUUCCCUACCUCCUGCGCUGCAGCUCUGCCUGCCUGCUUUGGCCUCGCUGGCCCCUCCCUGACAUGUCCUUUAAAUCUUCAACCAUUCCAAGCUCUCUGGGGGCUGAGGAUGAGGGAUCAGCUACAGUAGCUGUACCAGACUGUGGCAGGCUGGACGUCUGUGUUGUACACGCUUAGUUUAGUAAAAUGUGUAUUUGAAAUUCAAGGUUGAAGUGGAGAAUUUAUAUCUCUUCAAAAUUCUUUACAAAAAUAAAAUCUUUCAUUAAAUGGGGAAGUCUUAAAUGCUAACCAGAGCAAUUAAUUUUUAAUCAGCAUUUCCAGACACUGUACUGUCAUAUGAAACUCACUGCUCACUGAGAUAUCUAUCCGAGAUUAAGAUCUAUUUUCUCCAGGUUUGUGGGGGCUUUUGGGUAUACCUGUGUCACACUACUAAUUUCUGAAGACGUAGUUAGCCUCUUAAUGGCCCAAGUAAGCACUCCGACUGCGCCAAACAUUGCUCGGGAGAUGGGAGUGACAUGAGAGCCGGGUCCGGCCCCAGGACACAGCCGGCAGCCCCAGUGUGCCAGAUAUGUCCCUGAUCCUCCUCCUGUCCUCCAGAGGUCACUGGAAGCUUCUGUGAUGGAGGGUAGGUGGCCCCGUUGCCAGGGCCAAGGGCCGGCUGAAAUGCUGUGACUUUUUCCCUAAUCCUUUUCAUAUAGCCUGAACAGCAGCCCAGUUUGAAUGGGUGGGAAUCUUUUCUGUGGACUUUACAAUGAAGGAUACAAAUGGGAAAAAAAGGUGGAAAACAUACUCAAAAAUCAUCA